AUGACUUCCUUUUAAAUUAACGAGAUAAUUUGCUAAUACUCAAAUAAAAAUUAUUUAAACAAUAUGCACUAAACCGACCCCAGAUAAUAACAGCCUUUCCAAAUGAACAACAUCUACUAAGGUUCACCCAUUUAGAGUCAAUACCUUUAAUCUCCAGGCAUCCCAUAGCAAUAUUAGCAAUCUCCUCAAAAUCCAAUAAUUCAAUCCCCACAAACCUAUUAGCCCCAAUAAUAGUUUAGCUCCCCCUACUAGAUCCCCCAAUCAUAGCAAUUUCUUUAGCAACCCCAAAUAAGACAACCUCAACUACCUGUAUAAUAGAACCCAAUUCUGCCUGUUACUUCUCAACCCUUCAUUCCUGCUCGAUAACAAAGUCCCAUCAACAUCAGACCCUCCUAUCAACCAGUUACUGUCCAAGUUGCCCCUCCCGUUCAACAAGUGAUCUUGCAAUAACCAGCUGUUCAACCCUAAACCCAGGUCCAAGAGUUCAGACAUGUCGAAAGACCACUCUAAGUCAUCACAGUAGAUGAAAUCGAAGCUCCCUGGAGACUGAAAUGUGCCACUCUAGAGAGACAGAUCUUGGAAUUAUAGAUAUAAAUAAGAAAGAACAAUGGAACUAUUGUUGAAGAGACAGUUUAAGAAAUAUAAGAUGAUACUAAAGUGAAAAACCUAGAACUCUAAAAAUUGGAGUUAGAAUAAAAAAUUCAUGAAGAUGAACAAUUGAUGGAUGAAUUGAGAAAUAGACUUGAGGAAUUGAGACAGGAAUAUGAAAUAAUCAUCACUGAAAAAGUUACUUAUGCAUCAAAUGAAGUUGAAACUUGGAUGAAGAAGUAUGGCAAUUUAGAGAAGAACUACGCUGAAAGCACACAAAAAAUAGCAGACUUAAAGAGACAAUUGGCACAGGUUGAAGCUGCUGACAAAGCCAUGCAAGAGUAAAAGAAAUCUGAAGUUCGCACAGAAGUCCGUAGAAGUUCUAAACUCUAUUGA
Paramecium tetraurelia is the source of this 984-nucleotide messenger RNA. RefSeq lists its product as uncharacterized. The record is from RefSeq and is a predicted model, not a curated record. The transcript is spliced from 5 exons. NCBI's taxonomy places the organism in Eukaryota, Ciliophora, Oligohymenophorea, Peniculida, Parameciidae.